AUGCUAUUAAGCACAUUCAAUUUUUUCGACUACCAAGAAUCAUCGGCGUCCUGGACUUUGUCCUCCCACAGUGUAGGUCGUUAUCUUUUGAACCAGGAAUGGCCCGGUAGUGCCGCCUCGGAUAAACUUACUCUCGGUCACUUUGCAUGCAAGCAUUUCCCACAGAAAAAAUUCGUCGCUGCUAAUCAAUUUCCCGGUUGCUCGGCAGUUGGCAAUAGUCGUACCCUUCCGAUUAUUGUGCGAAGUAGGUACUAUCAGUGCAGUAUUUUAUUUUUCUCUCCAGUUGGCAUUCCGGUAAAAAACAUUCCUUAA
Molecule: messenger RNA, 312 nt
Organism: Komagataella phaffii GS115
Lineage: Eukaryota; Fungi; Ascomycota; Pichiomycetes; Pichiales; Pichiaceae
Exons: 1
Coding region: 1-312 (103 amino acids)
Source: RefSeq, a predicted model, not a curated record